Molecule: messenger RNA, 907 nt
Organism: Eutrema salsugineum
Lineage: Eukaryota; Viridiplantae; Streptophyta; Magnoliopsida; Brassicales; Brassicaceae
Product: transcription initiation factor TFIID subunit 10
Exons: 7
Coding region: 187-591 (134 amino acids)
Biological process (GO): transcription initiation at RNA polymerase II promoter
Cellular component (GO): transcription factor TFIID complex; SAGA complex; nucleus
Molecular function (GO): RNA polymerase II general transcription initiation factor activity; promoter-specific chromatin binding
Source: RefSeq, a predicted model, not a curated record
GUAUUGGACUAGUCGGAGAUUUAGGUUUCAAGGGGGACUCAGUGGUCGACUCUCCGAUCCCUUCUUCUCCCGGCCAAAAUCCGAUCAAAACUUCUCUUCCCUUAACAUUGAUUGCCUCCUCCCAGCUCAAUUCUGUGCUCUUUUUCACGUUUUACAGCUUCGUUUAGUACUCUGUUGGUGAGAGAGAUGAAUCAUGGUCAACAAUCUGGCGAGGCAAAGCAUGAAGAUGAUGCUGCCCUUACUGAGUUCCUUGCUUCUUUAAUGGAAUAUACUCCUACGAUUCCUGAUGAUUUAGUGGAGCAUUACUUGGCUAAGAGCGGGUUUCAAUGCCCCGACGUACGAUUAAUUAGGCUGGUUUCUGUGGCUACCCAAAAGUUUGUUGCAGAUGUUGCCAGCGACGCCCUUCAGCACUGCAAGGCGAGGCCAGCACCGGUUAUGAAAGACAAAAAACAGCAAAAGGAGAAGCGUUUGGUUUUGACGAUGGAAGACCUUUCAAAAGCUUUGCGUGAGUAUGGUGUGAACGUGAAGCAUCCAGAAUAUUUUGCUGAUAGCCCUUCCACCGGAAUGGAUCCUGCGACUAGGGACGAAUAGAAACAAGGAAGUCUUCAUCAUCUUUGCCUACUAAGGAAGAUAGUUUGUGUGUGAUCCCUCAUCUCCUGUUGUGUUUCAGUUAAAACAAAACACACUUCUCUUCUCAUCAGUUACUUGUAUAUUCGUUCUGUUGUUUGCUUCUUGAGUUGUUGUUGGGUUUCCUACGACAGUCUUAUCUUUCAUUCUUGUGAGUCUUCAAGUAUUGAUAUAAGGUUUCUGAGUUCUCAUUAGCAUGGUCAGACUGUUCUCUAUUUUGCAUCAAACUUGAAACAUUCUUUUGAUAAUUUCAAUGCCACAAUACGUUGUGUUAUAAUCC